AAAUUCUACCCUAAAGCCAAAAAAAGUAGUCUCUUAUAUUACUUAAGGGAGUGUAAUCUUGACAACAAAGUAGAUUUACCUAUUCAUUGUAUGAACAAAUAUUAUGAAAGGACAUUAAAAGAAACUAAUACCACAACGGCUAAGCAGAUGCGUGAAGGAGGUUGCAAGUAUAGCAUUUAUAUCAUUAUUCGAUACGCAUUAUUUGCAAUAGGAAUGAAAGUGCAUAAUCUUUUAAGUGCUAGUGCAUGGCAGGAAGAAAUUUUAACCAGUACAAUUCCAUGUGAACAAACGGAAACAGAAAAAUACCCUGGAGCCUAUGUUUUCCUACUGGUAAAGAGUCUCAAAAAUAAACAACCUGUAACUGAGCGUGCUGAAUCUCUAAAGAAAAGUAGUAAAAGGCUUCAUGAAAUUAAUUUCAAAUACAAUGCAUUAGCAGGCAGGGUAACAUCAGCUGGUCAGCGAAAUAUCAAGCUUAUUGCCGAUCUUGUCAGAAGUAAAAGGUUCAGUGUAAAAUAUGGGGAUACAGAUUCCUUAUACCUUUCUAGAAUGGUGAAUAUCUCUAUGCAAGUAAUAGAAAGACUUCGUGAUAAAGUUAAUGACUUUCUCAGAAAUGAUAAUGGAUCAUCUUAUCUCAAAAUAGCGUAUGAGGAAGUCUUAUUUCCAGUAAUAUUUACUGAAAAGAAAAAAUACUAUGGCAUACCACAUAGAAGAGAGCCUAACUUUAAUAAUAAGCUUUUCAUUCAAAGAGUUGAGAUUGUAAAGCGGAGGCAGUCUAAACACUUUCGUGAGGUAUGUAAGAAGGUCAUGAAUGAAUCUAUGAAGGUGGAUAAUUCACGUACCUUACAUCAGAUUGUAAAAGACAUGCUCAAAGAGAUCAUAAAUGAUAUUUCACAGAUAGACCUUAAUGGAAUGAUAAAAACUGCUGUAUGGAAGCCCGAUAAAAAUAACAAGAGUGUCUAG
Messenger RNA from Funneliformis geosporum, 960 nucleotides. The record is from the annotation of a GenBank genome assembly. NCBI's taxonomy places the organism in Eukaryota, Fungi, Glomeromycota, Glomeromycetes, Glomerales, Glomeraceae.